Messenger RNA from Brettanomyces bruxellensis, 1794 nucleotides. RefSeq lists its product as uncharacterized. The record is from RefSeq and is a predicted model, not a curated record. Gene Ontology annotation, cellular component: plasma membrane. The transcript has a single exon. The coding region runs from base 1 to 1794 and encodes 597 amino acids. Gene Ontology annotation, biological process: potassium ion transmembrane transport. Gene Ontology annotation, molecular function: potassium ion transmembrane transporter activity. Lineage: Eukaryota; Fungi; Ascomycota; Pichiomycetes; Pichiales; Pichiaceae.
AUGACCAUUUUACAAGAACAGUUAGUGGGGAAGGAUCCUACGCUGAUAACGUUCAACGAGAUUACGGGGGAGCAUAGAUAUAAUAGAUAUGGAUUAUGGAUCGUUAUUGAUUUUAUCGCGUUACUUGUGACUACGCUAUUACGGUUUCUUUUUUUGGCUUCGGAUAUCUAUACAUUAGUCCAGAUCUACGUUUUGUCAAACUGGGACGAUUAUCAUUCUAUCAGUUAUGUUCCUAUAUUGGUCUAUAGGAUUAUUUUCACCGUCUGCAUUGGCUUGUACAUUAUUUUCCUUAUCUUUUCGAUCGCAACCGGAAUACACAUCUUUCAUAAAAACUAUGUUAUUUCCUCAUACCUCCACGCUGUUGCACGUGAAUUCAACUCUUUGAGAAGCUACGAGCGCUUCUGUAUUUACGAAAAUAUUACAACGAAAUCGCUACAUGAUUGGCUGGCAUUACUGAUAUAUCAGUCUCUUCAUUACGAUAUGUUCUUAUGGCUUCUUUCCGAUACACCAAGACAGGUUCUUAAUGGGGCUACUAUCGCUUACUCAAUAUCAAAUUCGUUCCAAAGCUCUAAUAUUGGUGCAAUUAUACGGGAAAUCGCGCAGACAAACAAAAGAGAAGCAAUAUUACUUUCAUUCAUGACAUUCUCCUUCGUGGUGUGGGUUUUCUUCUCUAUGAAAUACCUCAUCCUAAUCUUAUCGGCAAUAUGUAUCGUUCCUUCCGUUAAGAGAAGGACACAUCUUUCAUAUUCACAGGGAUGUAAAUCCAUAGUUGCCGCAAGCGUUAUGAAAAUGUACGAAAAGGAGGAAAGAAAGAAGAGAAAGUCCAUGAUGCAUAAGAGAAAGAUUCCGUCUGUCAUUAAGGAUGACUCUAUGGCCGACAUUACGUUUGGUCAGGAUGAUUCUUCAAAAACUUCGUUUGCAUACGAGAAAAAUCCAUUCAGUGAUGUUAAUGGCUUCCCAAAACCCCCAUCUUAUCAACUUUCAAACUUUUCUUCUCAAAGCAACAAGUCGUUUGGGAGUGCAGCAGGUUCAGAUGCAAACUUGAAUUCUAACAACAUCUCUUCUUCCUCUGUUUCAACUGACUACUUCAGGGAUUCUCGGUCAAGAGGUCCUCUGCAUACCCAAACAAUGCCUAAUCCACCGACAGGAAACCUUCCAGGAGCGCAAUCUGGAAUAAGAAAGGGAAGUAUGCCUUUAGGUUUAGAAAUGUAUUCUCAAAACGAGGGAGUAAAUGUUACGGGGGAGAAUUCUGUGAUGUCACAGCCUCCAAUAAUGUCACUUAACGCAUACCAGAGGGCACAGAUGAACUCGGCAAUAUCAUUGCAACAACCGCAGGUCGCUGCUAAGUUCAACGGGUCAACUGUGAGCUUUUCGGAUGCAGAUGAAAACGACAGUAUGAAAUAUUAUCCAGAACGCAGUCAGUUGCAGAAUCCGCAGAUACAUGCCGAAAGCUCACAAAGCCAUUCAUCUGGGGAUAUUUACUUAUUGGCUCAAGCACGUCAGGUGCCCCAGCAACAACGCACAAUGCAGGGCAAACCUUACAGUGGAAGUCAUAACUACUCCAAAGGACGUACUGCAACGAGUGGGCAAAGGACACACGGAGAAAGAGCUAGGAGCAGGAGGAAUUCGCCUGGAGAUAGUGGUGCAUACUCGCAAAAUCCAUCGCCAUAUGGAAGACGGGGCAUAGCAGGAUACAUGAAGCCUCAGAUAGGCCAAAAACAGACAGAUAACAACGAGGAGAGUCAACUAUAUAAAUCUAGGGGCUUGGACAAAGCAUUUACAAGUAACUUCUAA